This is a messenger RNA of Eurytemora carolleeae, 2327 nucleotides long. RefSeq lists its product as uncharacterized. NCBI's taxonomy places the organism in Eukaryota, Metazoa, Arthropoda, Copepoda, Calanoida, Temoridae. The transcript is spliced from 20 exons. Gene Ontology annotation, cellular component: membrane. Gene Ontology annotation, biological process: sodium ion transmembrane transport. The record is from RefSeq and is a predicted model, not a curated record. Gene Ontology annotation, molecular function: ligand-gated sodium channel activity. The coding region runs from base 597 to 1988 and encodes 463 amino acids.
UAGUGGUGACUCAUGGCCGCCUGCGUUCUCCCGCUCGCCCUGCUCACUUUAGAGGCCUAAAAUUCUGCUUUAAACUAAUAGAAUGUGUAACAAAAUCACAAUUUUUGCUUUAUUUUAACAGGAGAGCAUCCUAUCCUAUAACUGAUCAAGAACGAAGUUUAUAACCGUGUCGUUCAUUUCCGACAACUUUUAGCACCUACUAAUGAGUAAUUUAUUUGAAAUUUAAAGUUUUAAUGUUGAUUGUUUAAAUUCAAUAUCAAUGACGUCUUUGGGUUAACUAAUAAAUGCCGCAUAUUAUUUCAAAGUUAAAAGACGACCUUCAAGUCGUCUUGCUACGGUAAUGUUUUGCGGGACACCCUGUAUCAGAAACAAUUGGCUUUAUAUCUACAUGUGAAAAUCAAACCCCACCUGCAGGAUGUGAAGAUGUCAGUUUUUAUUCGAUUAACAUGGCCUCAGUUUCCAUUCUCAAGUACCCACCUACAUGUACCUACCUACAUGUCUGCUGAUCGACAAGAUUAUUGAUUGAUUUGGUAUGAUGAAUUUAAUCCCUGCUUCAAGAAAUUGCUGCACAGAGAACCUAAAGUAACAGAUUGAAAAUGUUUCUUUCAUCAUGGAGGGUUCAUAAGAUGAGAUCAAAGGUGUAUGAUCAGAUCAGCUCAUUUCUGGGAUAUUGGAGUCCUGAUAAGGAAAACAAGAUGUACCCCUGGACCCCUGAACCAAGCAAAGUAUCUGACUUUGAUAACUUCAACCCUUUAAAAGAAAAAUUGGGAAUACAGCAGGAGAGUACAAAGAAGAAGGUUGGCUGGGCGAAGAAAAUUCAAUUUAUUCUCAUAUUUCUAGUCAGUUUCGCCAUCCUUAUAGUCCAGGGAAGACAGUGUGUUGAGAACUAUUUAAAGAAAUUAACAUCUACUGGAGAUACAUAUGCUCAUGUAGCAACUUUACCGUUCCCCGAACUGACUAUAUGCCCGACCUAUCCCUACAAGCUAGAUGUUCUUCAGGCCAACGGGAUCCCAUCACAGUCUGCUAUUCAAUUCAACUCCAAUUGGAUUUCGAACAUAAGUUUUAUUUCUCCGAAGCAGUUGUAUGAGUCCACACUUAUCAAAAUUGAAGAAAUCUUAGUUCAGUUGAGAUUGGACCUGGAGGGUUCCUUUAAUGGAAGUUCAAUAAUGUUUAUCAAACCUAAUCAGUUAGUUUGUGGAAAACAGGUGUUUAGAGCAACGGAGUACUACUACAAUGGAAGAUGUUACACAAUGGAAUUGCCCGAUUGCAUUUUACGGUUGGGUGUAUUGGAAGUUAAUAUUGAUUUUAUUGAUAAAACAGAUAUAUUUAUUCAUCAUGAAGGUCAAUUCCUGUCCCCUGAUAGUAGAUCAAGAGUAGAUGUAGACAAAGGAUCCUUUGUGAAAAUAGCAAUCAAUCAUGAGGUUGUACAGUUGCUGCCCGAUGUUGGAACCUGCGUGGCAGGUUAUGGUCCGAAUUUGACCGACAGCUAUGAUGAUUGCAUUUUCUCAAAUCUUUAUGAUCUAAUGAUACAGAAUGUUGGAUGUGCAGUCCCCUUCCUACCAAAUGUAAUCAAUAUCUGCGUAGAAGAGAAUCAAAGACAACAAGCAUUUAACAUUUAUCAAGAAAAUAGAAGGAAUCAGAAGAAUAUUUGUGCAAAUCCUUGCACCUUUACAAAUAUGUACUUUGGACCACCGGUGACGGGAAAAUCCCAAAUUGAAUUAGCAGAUAUCGGGCGAGCAGUGUUCUACUAUAGAAGAUCUGUAAAAUAUACAGAAGAAUAUGUUAGAUAUACUUGGUUAUCCAUAGCAGCUGAGCUAGGUGGAUAUACUGGACUACUACUUGGAUAUUUAUAUAUUUAUAUAUCCAAAUAUACUUGGUUAUCCAUGGUAGCUGAGCUAGGUGGAUAUACAGGACUACUACUUGGAUAUUCUCUGCUGAUCCUUAUAUAUUUAUAUAUCCAGAUAUACUUGGUUAUCCAUAGCAGCUGAGCUAGGUGGAUAUACUGGACUACUACUUGGAUAUUUAUAUAUUUAUAUAUCCAAAUAUACUUGGUUAUCCAUGGUAGCUGAGCUAGGUGGAUAUACAGAAAUACUACUUGGAUAUUUAUAUAUGUAUCUAUCCAGCUAUGCACAGUUAUCCAUGGUAGCUGAGCUAGGUGGAUAUACAGGACUACUACUUGGAUAUUUAUAUAUUUAUAUAUCCAGAUAUAAUUAGUUAUCCAUGGUAGCUGAGCUAGGUAGAUAUACAGGACUACUACCUGGAUAUUCUCUGUUAAUCCUUAAAUAUUUAUAUAUCCAGAUAUACUUGGUUAUCCAUAGUAGCUGAGC